CAAAAUUUGUGAGGAAAGAUGGCGGCUGUCAUUACCGUACGGGGUCCAUUCGCGUUUACGAGACGUCUGGUCUCUGCACGCUUGCACAAGCACUGCUGCUCAAAGAUCCAGACAGCUUGCCUCAUAUACCGACCCCACUCAUAUUCUCUUAGUGCUGGGCAACAGCAUCGCUUCUUUCACACUAGCUAUGUUGCAGCAAGACCAAUUAUGCCAUUUAAGCUUUCAGAUAUUGGGGAGGGCAUUAUGGAGGUGACAGUUAAAGAAUGGUAUGUGAAAGUGGGUGACAAAGUUUCUCAGUUCGACAGCAUCUGUGAAGUUCAGAGUGAUAAAGCAUCUGUAACGAUCACUAGCCGAUAUGAUGGAAUAAUUCGGAAACUGUACUAUGAUGUCGAUUCAAUUGCACUUGUAGGCACACCUCUUGUUGACAUUGAAACAAAUGGAGGCCAGGUGGAGGGACCUCAGGAGGACGUGGUGGAGACACCGGCCAUUUCCCAAGUGGAGCACACACACCAGGAUAUCAAAGGUCACAAAACUCAGGCAACACCUGCAGUGAGACGCUUAGCCAUAGAGAACAAUAUUAAACUAAGUGAAGUCAUCGGCACUGGAAAGGAUGAGCGCAUUCUCAAAGAGGACAUCCUCAACUUCAUAGCUAGGCAGACUGGGGCCAUAUUACCCCCCGCCCCAUUCCAGGAGAUUCGACCUCCAGCAUCUGCUGCACCUUUAGCAAAACCAAAAGAAAAGGUGCUUCCGCCCAGUAUUCCCACCUCUGUUGUCCCUAAACCUGUUUUUACAGGCAAAGACCGCACUGAGCCUGUAAAAGGUUUUCAGAAAGCAAUGGUUAAGACUAUGUCAGCAGCCCUGAAGAUCCCUCACUUUGGCUUCAAAGAUGAAGUAGAUCUGACACAGUUGGUGCGAUUGCGUGCCGAGCUGAAGGGAUUGUCAGAGUCUCGAGGCGUGAAGCUCAGCUACAUGCCAUUUUUCAUCAAGGCAGCGUCACUUGGGCUCCUCCAUUUCCCCAUUCUUAACGCAUCUGUCGAUGAAAACUGCACAAAUAUCACCUAUAAGGCUGCUCAUAACAUCGGAUUGGCAAUGGACACCAGUCAAGGUCUUCUAGUUCCUAAUGUGAAGAACGUACAGAUGCUCAGCGUCUUUGAAAUCGCAGUGGAACUCAACCGUAUGCAGACGUUGGGUGCAUCUGGUCAAUUGGGGACCACCGACCUUACUGGGGGGACAUUCACCCUGUCAAAUAUUGGAUCGAUUGGUGGAACCUAUGCAAAGCCGGUUAUAUUACCUCCUGAGGUUGCUAUUGGUGCUUUUGGGAAGAUUCAGGUGCUACCUCGGUUCAACCAUAAAGGCGAGGUAGUGAAAGCACAUAUCAUGAACUUCAGCUGGUCUGCCGACCAUCGAAUCAUCGACGGAGCCACCAUGUGUCGUUUCUCCAACAUGUGGAAAUCUUACCUGGAGAACCCCGCCUCCAUGGCCCUGGAUCUAAAAUAAAGACCACACUUUCCUUAAACACAUCUAACAACUGGUGAUGUCAUAUCCUGAAACUACAGAUUUAUACUCCGGCAAAGAGCUCAUGUCAUUUGAGCCACUCCUUCCAUUAUAAUAGUUGCACAUUUAAAACUUAUUUGUGUAUUUACACCUUUGCAAAUCUUAUAUCCAACUGGAGUUUUGUUGUUUGUUUCCUUUGUGUGUUUUGCUAAGAUUUAAAGUUGUCUCCUGUUGUUGCCUUACUGACGUAGGAUGUUACAUCUACCAGAACGUAUUGUGAAUUUCUGAACGGUAGAGAAUAUGAACGUAUUAAUGUAGCUAUAAGAACACACCCAUGAACACUGAUUUGUUCACUAGUUACUAGAUUUGAACACUAGUUACUGUCAAAUCAGAAAGUCACUUUAGUGGCAUUGCACAAUGGUUUUUAAAACGCGUUCACAAUAGUUACAAACAGAGGUGAUCUCUGAUAGUGGAUAACAUCUAAACAAAACAAAAAUCUGUCAGGGCGAAUCUCACGGAAACAUGUAGACUCAAAAUUCAAAUACAUUUUUUUGCAUCAAUUAUUUUAAUUACAAAUUAAGUGCAUUUUCACCAUAAAUGUGAAUACCAUCAUGCAUUUGGAUGUUUUACCUUUGAGUUUUUUCUUGUCAUUUUCACUAUCCUCGAUUCUCAACUGUAAUACAGUAAUAUUUUACAGUAUAACAGUAAAGAAAAUACUUUUAUAAUUUUAAUUAAAAUCAGCACAAGUUAAAACAAUCUUUUUUUUUUUUUUACAUACAAAAUAAAAAAAACAAUGAAAAAUGUCUUAUGAUUUUGGUGUGAAAUAUGACCAGGACAUGUUCUUCUUGACAGGUUUCGUGAGAUUCACCUGCCCAUUUAGUUUUUGUUUUGUUUGUUUUUUAAGAAUGCUGCUUUUCUUCUCAGACUGAUGUCAUUGGAUAUGUGCGUAAUAUAGAUUCAUUUUGACUGGAGAGAAUUUUUACUGCCGUAAUCUCACCUUCUCUGGUGUGAUGAUUCUACACAUGGACACAAAAGUCUUGAAACUGAUGUUAAAUGAAAAAUGGGAGCUUCUUUAAUGGACUUUUGAGCAGGGCCGUAGCGAGUAAUUCUGGGCCCCCUGACUAUUAAAAUAAUAGUUUUGAAUUUGUCAUGGGCCUUCUUGAUGUUUGGGGCCCUAGAAUCGUUACCGCCUUUCACCCCACUAGCUAUGGCCCUGCUUUUGAGCGUGUGAAUUUUGAAAGAAAGCGUUUUAAUAAAUUAUACACUCAAAAAAAUUU
Messenger RNA from Xyrauchen texanus (razorback sucker), 2771 nucleotides. RefSeq names its product dihydrolipoamide branched chain transacylase E2 (gene dbt). The transcript has 11 exons. The record is from RefSeq and is a predicted model, not a curated record. The coding region runs from base 19 to 1497 and encodes 492 amino acids. Gene Ontology annotation, cellular component: cytoplasm; mitochondrion. Gene Ontology annotation, molecular function: acetyltransferase activity; lipoic acid binding. NCBI's taxonomy places the organism in Eukaryota, Metazoa, Chordata, Actinopteri, Cypriniformes, Catostomidae.